Messenger RNA from Vespula vulgaris, 14991 nucleotides. RefSeq names its product RNA-binding protein Musashi homolog Rbp6 (gene Rbp6). Lineage: Eukaryota; Metazoa; Arthropoda; Insecta; Hymenoptera; Vespidae. The record is from RefSeq and is a predicted model, not a curated record. Bases 1554 to 2468 code for a protein of 304 amino acids. Gene Ontology annotation, molecular function: RNA binding. Gene Ontology annotation, cellular component: cytoplasm. The transcript has 12 exons.
UCUCUAUUUCUCUCUCUUUCUCUCCUUCUCUUUCCCUGCGGCGUUACUAUUCCGCCGUCAAGCGAGCGUGGCGUGGCGUAGGCAGUCAGGCAGUCAGGCUCUCUCUCUCCUGGCAUUAAGCAUUCCCGUUGGGUCGGCGCGGGGUGGAGGAGAACGCGGGGAGGAGAAUCGGUCGAUGCCGGGGUGCCGCCGUUGUGCCAAAGGAAGGAAGUAUGCGAGAAGGAGAGUCCCUCCCUUCUUCCCUCCCUCUCUCCCUCUCACUCCCUUUCCCUCUCUUUCUCUAUCCAUCUCUCAAUCUCUCUCUGUCUUUCAACAUCCAUCUUUCUCUUGUGUGGAAGUGAGAGGGUAGGAGGCGUGCGUUACUAUCUCCGUCGAACAACGACAACGCCCCGGGGGCGCCUGCGCGUCUCGGAGGGGUAGCACCGUGUUACCUCUCAGCCUGGAGGGGUAACAGAAGCAUGGAGGAAGAGACUAGAGAGAGAGGGAAGGUUACUCGGUCUCCUACCACCUCGCUUUCGUGCUCCUCUCGAGCGCAAAGUGUAGCACGCUCCCUACCAGCAGAGCCGCGCGCUACUCCCCUUCGCUUCCCCUCGCUACGAUUCCACUGCCCGGGCCUCCACGGUCGCCCCAUUCCGUUCUUGGCAUCACAGCGUGCAACAUUCGAGCUGACGUACGACGACGAGGAGCGCGACGACGACCACCUGCCUCCCUGUUACAGUUACAGUUACCGUUACCGUUACCGUUGACGUGGACGUUGCCGUUGCCGUUGCUUUGCGUGUGCCCGUUACGUUCCCUCUCUCUCUCUUACACGUACAUAUACACACACCCACUUGCUCUCGUAUUCGAUCUCUUUCUCCCUCUCUUUCUCUCUACUUGCUCACACGUCUCGCUGCGCACCCUUGAUUACAUCCUCGGCUCUUUAUCUUCGGGGAGAUCAUCAACGGGAGAAGAUCGCUGCAGCCAAGAAGAUUUAUACAUCGAAUAGUGACACGCGAGAGGACUAAACGAGGCAGUAAACGCGCGCGACGAAAGAGCAAAUUCGUGAUCGUCGGUCAAGUGCUCCGGGAUAUUGUUAUCGUCGUAGUCGUUGGCAGUUCUGAUACAGUGCUAUAUCGUAUACGUACACACGCACCUAUAAGGAAAUCAUAGAUCGGCUUGAUCACAGGUGACCAUUUUGAAAUCAUCGUCGAAUCUACAGCCGUCGUCGACGAGAAACGACGAGAUUGGAAGAAAUAGGAAGUCAGUGAAUUUUAAGAGAUCCCUGUGGAGUAACGCUUACUCUUCGUUACUCGGUCUAUUGUUAUCGGUUUAACGAAGUCGAGAAAGAACGACAAGUAUCGUAAGCGUGCAUUGAAAGCUGAAGAAGCCACAAGCGUCUACCCACUGCCCGACUCUUUCUCUUUUAAGGAGAAAGCGAAGAACAUCGCGCCGAUCGCACGGCACUCGGUACGCGCGCCGGUACUGAGUGACCUGCAUCGUCCAAAAAAAGUUACCAAAAGGUGUACACAACGGCGGUCACCACGUACAUCACACCGCUCAUCACCCCGGAGAAGAUGGUGACGAGGACAAAGAAGAUAUUCGUCGGUGGGCUAUCGGCACCGACGACGCUGGAGGACGUCAAAAAUUAUUUCGAGCAGUUCGGUCCGAUCGAAGACGCGAUGCUGAUGUUCGACAAGCAAACCAACAGGCACAGAGGCUUUGGCUUCGUCACAUUUCAAAGCGAGGACGUAGUAGACAAAGUCUGCGAGAUCCAUUUCCACGAGAUCAACAACAAAAUGGUCGAAUGCAAGAAAGCACAGCCGAAGGAAGUGAUGCUCCCGGCGAACCUGGCGAAGACCCGAGCGGCCGGCAGAGGCGCAUACGAUUUUAUGUGGUCCGUGGGAGCUAUACCAGAAGGUUUCUCAGCAGCGGCGUACGCGGCAUACGCGGCAAGCCGCGGCUAUUCUGGGUACCCUAGUUUCGGACUACCUUACCCAACAGGAGUGCCGACGGUGUACUACCACGGAACCGGAAGUGAGAAUGCAAGCCGCGCAUUUACGGAGACGCCAAUACAACACGUCCAACGGACUGCACUGCGGAAAAAAUUGGAUCUUACCAACGGACAGCUCACCCCCAACAACAACACGCCCUUACUCACGCAAGCUCUUUCUGUGAUGAACAACUACCAGGCCGCAGCACAGGCCGGAUUUCCGCCAGCGUCGCCGCAUGCGGCCGGUGGCCAUGGUGGGCCUCAAGGUCGAUCCUUUCCUGCGGCUAAUUCGCCAGGCCCAAUCGACAUGUACAGUUCGAGCGCCGCAGCCGCAGCAGCAGCCGCAGCCGCGGAUUCUGCAGUUGCCAGCUACGUCCAGGCCGCAGCUAGUCCGCAGCCUCCCACGACCGCGUUCCCCGCAAUCGCUGUCUCCCGCGCCCCGCUCAACUACAGUCCCGGACCUCUGAUACCAGCGGCGUUCACUAAUGGCUACCAUUGAGCCUCGUUAAGACCUAACAACAGGAUGGACGAGAGGGCAGAGCGCAGCACGGUCGACUGACGGCACAACGAGCACUGUAGUAGACGCCUUGGGAAGGAACUGAUCACAGUUGAUGACGAUCUCUUGACAAAUAUAAAAAAUAAAAAAUAAAAAAAAACAAAUAAAGGACGAUGCAGCUACGACGACGGACGACAGCGUCAUAGGACUGAAAGUUAAGUGAAAAAGGAGGCGAAGGUCGAUGCUUUCCAGUAAGACGAGACUUCGAGCUUCCAAAUAUGACCAACUGAGCAUAGGAGCUAUCCCCGAAUGAAAAAAACAUCAUCACUCGGGGUCAACAACAUCGAAUAGAAAGCUCGCGAGGAGGAUGAAGAAAUAGGAUAGAGAAAAAAAGAGAGAUGAGGACGGAAACAAACGUCUAGAGAAAAUCAGAAGACGAAUAAAAAAGAUAAACAGGAAAGCAAUGUGCGCGAGACGCAAGCAAAAAAGAAAAAGAGAAAUUGGAAAGAAUGAGUGCAAGAGAAAAAGAGAGAGAGAGAAAGAGAGAGACCGAAAGAGAGGAAGAAAGAAAGGGAGAAAGAAAAGGAGAAAGAGAGUAUGAAAAAAAGAGAGAAAUGGAGGGACAGAGAGAGAAAAAGAGGAAGUGUAUUUAAGGAAAAGCGAGAAGGAAAAAUAUGCCGACGACACGAGUUGUACGAACACACAGGCUAGCUGUGGCCGAAACUGCGUAUUGACGCCAGCCCGUUCUCCGACAUUAAUAAAUAAAAAAUAAUAAUAUAAUAAUAAUAAUGAGAAUUAAAUUAAUAUUAUUAAAAGCUAAAUAAUUAAGCAAUUAAGUUUAGAAUAUAUAAAUACAAUAUGUAUAUAUAUAUAUAUAUAUGAAUAUAAAUAUAUAUAUGUAUAUAUAUAUAUAUUAUAAAUAAUUAAUAAUUAUUAGACGGAUAACGUAUGAAUUCUUAGAGUUUAAGGCGAACGAAGACAGGGAGAGAUACCAACAACAAAACUCACAUGUACGCGAAUAUAUUAAUAAUGAUAAUUAUAACACACACAGAAAAAGAGAAUGAGUGAGAGAGAGAGAAAGAGAGAGAGAGAGAGAGAAAGAGAGAGAGAGAGAGAGAGAGAGAAAAUAUAUACAUAAUGAAUAAGAAUACAUAUAUUUGGAGAAAGUAACAGGAAGACACGACACACACGCACAUGCACACAUAGAGACGGUACUCACUCAUUGAGAAAAACACAUAUACAUAAUUAAUAUGGUGAUUAAAACAUUUAAUAGGAUUAGCGGCGGUGUGGCCGUAUUCGCGAUAAUAUAUAUAUGUAUAUAUAUAUAUAUAUAUAUAUGUGUGUGUAUAUAUAUAUAUAUAUGUAUAUAUAUAUAUGCAUAUAUAAAAGCGUCCGUAGCGCGCAUAGGAACACAUACACAUAUACACACAUAUAUUUAAUAUAUAUAUAUAUUAUAUAUCAGUACAAUAUAGACAGAUCAUCACAUACACACACACACAUACAAACACACACACACACGAUAGACGCAUAUAUAUAACCGAGCACAUAAAGAAGAGGCGCGCGUUUGCACUCGGGAAGAACCUUCUUUUCUGGGCUUUUGAGUUUUAGGUAGAACGAGAAAGACUGAGUCUGAGAGAGUGAGAGGGGCAAAGAAGGGAGCAGAAAAAAAUUCGAGUACGGUCGAAAAAACCCGACAACAUCGGCGAUGAAAGAUGGCGAUGAAGGUGGUGAUGGUGAUGUUAUUUGGUGUGAGUAGUGGUGACUGUAGGAAGGUGGUGUAGUAAUAGCGAUAGAGAGAGCAAGGGUGCAUAGGAGGGAGUUAUUCGAGGGUGAUAGCGAGUAAAGAAAGAGAAAGAAAAAAAGAGAGUCUUCCUCUUCUUUUCCUUUGUUUCCAUCUUCUACGAGGCUGCUACUCCUCGGCAAAUCUUUGUCACUUCAAUGGCGGAAUAGCACUUCUCUUAUCCCCGACUUCGUCGUCGUCGUUGUCGAGACUCUUUUCUCUUUUCCCGGGUGUGCAACAUGCACAAGAUGAAGAAUCAAAGCCCGGAGAAAGAGAAGAUGAGAAAAAGAAGGAGAGCAUGCGUAUAUAAGUGUGUGUGUGUGUAUGAAUGUGUGGAAGUAAAUGAGCGAAACGUGCCGAGACGUAUGCGACAAAACGCGUCCAACUUGUUCAGGAAGACGCAUUUCCGACGUUAAUUAGGCUAUGCGUUUUCUUUUAUUGAAGAUCGAAAAGAUCACUCUCGGACUUUAAAAAUAUAUCUGCUGCUACUGUCUAUGUGUAUAUGCGUGCGUGUGUGUUUUCAAUAAUGGAUGAAAGUGGGAAUGGAAGAACUGGUGAGAGUAAAAAAAAUAAAAAGAGAAAAAGAAAGAGAAAGAAAAAGAGUGAGAGGGAAGGCAUUCAUUGAAUAGUAUCGUAAUGUAUCGCUCGUCUCUGCGCCCGGCCCAUACGUUACCGUCGAAAUUUUGGCCUCAAGCGAACGCCGGACGAUGAUCAGCUGAAUCUUUAAAACUGAUCGUUCCGCUCGUACCGAUCAAUUACAUUGCACUAACUUUCGUACGUGGAACGCAAAUUAUUGUAUCAUCUAAAUACCAUAACGAUAUAUAAAUGAUAUUCUAUAUAUAUAUAUAUAUAUAUAUAAAUAUAUAAAUAUAAAUAUUAUACAUACAUUACACGAACCUUUUAAAUAAAAGGAGAACGAAUACGAUGAUAGCGCACGAAAUUUGUCGACGUGCGCACGCGCUCGACAUUAUUCACAAAAAGCAGAUCAUAAUACACGAUACCCACGCACACGACACCCACCCAUACACACGACACUCAGCCACACACACACACACACAUACACACAGAAAAAGCACGUCCGAGAGACAGGUGUGUUAUCAUGAAUCGAUUAAACUUUAAUCGAACAAAAUGGUUUAGUAACAAAAAGGAGAUUAAUUAAAUAAAGAAUACGUUGAUAAAAUGUAUGAGCAUGCAUAUAUAUUUGCGUAUAAUAUGCACGAAUGUGUAUGUAUAUUCGUGUACAUAUAUACGCAUGCAGAGAAAAUGAUGUACCGUUCGUCCGCAAUGUACAGAGCAUUAGAAUCAAUGGCGUUGGCAGGCUGAUUUGCUGAUUUAUUUGAACGAUAUAAUAAAAUUAAUUAGAGAUGUGUACCCUAAAAAAAAUUUCGUGUGAGAGACUGAGAAAAAACGAAGUACAAGAUGCGAGAGUGUGAGUGAAACGAAUGAAAGAUAAUGAAAUCGUACGUCCGUAAGCAUGAGGAUGAACAUGUGAGAGAAACUGUGACUACGUUUCUAGGGCUACGCACACGUCAUCAUUAGCAUCGCAAAUAACCGUAAAUGUUUAAAAUGCAGAUUAUAUCAAAGGAAAGACACAAACUUGAGAAGCGAAAGAAAAGAAAAUUAAAAAAGAUGAUUUAUAUAUCUAGUCUUUAAAAGCGAUAAAAUCAUCAGACACCAAACUGUUACUUUUUUGCACUUCAGGUAAUUCGCAAAUUGAACGAAUCUAUAAUGCGUUGAAUCUUUCAAUUGAUCUCCAUAAUCGCAAUUCCUUUUACUUUCGUUUCUACCUCUGCUCUUACGUCUAUCAUCGAUAUCGAUUUAUUGGAAAAAAAUGAUCAUCGGAAAAAAUCGAGCGUGUGCCGUUUCGUCGAUCGUCGAGCAAAUGACGAAGAAUAUUUAAUUCGUGUGACGAUUACCAACGCAGAUUAAUUAUUAUUCUUAUUCGAAAACACAGGGUAAAAAAAUAAAACAGAUGCUUUUAGAUCGGGACAUAUUUUGUGUCGAACGGCGGCUACUUUGUUUUCUUGUGCGCGGAUGUGCGCGCUUACUACAGGAGGAAUGCGAAGUAAAAUCAAAAAAAGAAUAAAAAAGACAAAAAACGGAAGGAACGAGUCAAUUCUUACAAACGUUAGCAAUACUUCAACAUGACCACAAAGGACAGGAAAGAAUGCGGAUAAUAAGAAGAAAAAGGAAAAAAAAUAAAAAGAAGACGAGUCGAAUAUAUCGCGGGUACACUGUAUUCUCAAGUCAUGAGCACGUAACUACUUAGAUGUGCGUACGGAACAAUAAUCAUUGGAUGAUGAAUGAAAUGAUAGCUGACUUGAACCGGCCAUGAUUAAAUAGAAUGAACAAUGGAAAAUCUGUGAAUGAUAAUUAUCAAUAAGUCAAAGCGGUAGUCUCAUGUUGGAAAGCAUCGAUCGAGAAUAUAUAGUUUGUUCUCAGUUCGAUACUCGCUGUUGGAUUAUACACGUCGUAACAUAGAUGAGACUAGUUGCCCUUAUGAGAAACAGGAAGCAUAAACAAUAUCGUUUUGAAAAUUAUAAGAUGAAUUAAAAAAGAAGUUGAUUGCAAUCGAAGUUCCAAGAAAAUUAUAAAACUUAUUCGCUUCGAUGGCACAUAUUCGAGCGUGAGAAAAAUCAGAAUGCCCGCGAGGUCAAAUUCGACACUUUGCGAUUUUCGAUUAUGGAGAAGAAAUGAGAAUUAUAUACAUUAUAUAUAUAAUAUAUAUAUAAUCUAUAUACAUAUUGAAAAAAGGGUUAUGAUCAAUUAUUAAUCGAAAGAGAAGGAGCGAACGAAUCGAAUUUCGGAGGAAGAGAUCGAAAGUGUCUGUGGCAAAAGACAAAAGCUUAGCGAAAAAGAAGUCGAAGAUAUAUAAAGUGAGUGCAGUCCACGCGGUUUAUAUUUAUAAAUAAAUUAAUAUUGAAAUAUUACACUAUAUAUAUAUAUAUCUACAUUUAGUAUAUAAAUAUAUACAUAUAUAAAUAAACAUACUAUAUAAAGAAGAAAGAAGAAAGAAGCAAAAAAUAUAUUAUGAGUAUACAAAUAUAAAUAAAUAAAUAAAUAAAUAAAUAUAUAUAUAUACAUAUAAAUAUAAAUAUAAAAAUAAAAACGAAUAAGGCGAGGAAAUAAGAGAAUUAUAAAGAUGAACAAAGAUAUUGAGAGAUAUUGUUUUAUGCAUUUGUAUAUAUAUAAUUAUUGAUGUUUUAAAGCUAAUAAUAUUAUUGUACUGUAAUUUUUGAAUUACCACCGAUUGCAAAAGAGAAAAGGAAGAAUAUAUAGAAACGACGAAGAUGUAGGAGAACGGCAGGGACGGGAGUUCGACCCAAGACGUGGCUGCAUCAUAAUCAUUUUUUUCCAGUCCUUUUCUACAAGAGCAAUUCAAGCGAAGAAGAGGAACGAUGAAUGAGCCCAGAAAGAAAUAAAAUCGGAUGACGUCGAUUGCGACUCUGCCGUUCCUCGUACGCUAAUGCACAAGUUUGUGUAUAUUUCUAUACACAGACAAGUGCAUGUAUAUACAUAUAGAUAACAAAAUAAUUGGAUUACCAUCAUCGAGAAAUAAAUACGUGUGGCAAGAAAGAUAGAUAGAUAGAUAGGAGAGAGGGAGGGAGAGAGAGAGAGAGAGAGAGAGAGAGAGAGAGAGAGAGAGAGAGAGAGAUAAAGAGAAAACGAGAGAGAAAGAAGUGUCACAAAGGAAAAUACGGGAAAGGCGUUAAUUAAUAAAUUAAUUAAUAGUUAAUUGUGUCAUUACAAUUCCACGACCAAGUGCUGUAAUAUCGCGAGGUCAGAAUUUUUCAAAUGAAUAGCAUAUUUAAAAGGGAUAUAAAAAAUAAAUGCACGCGCACGCAGCAUUCACGAACACACAUUGACACAGAGACAUACGAUAUACGUAAAAUUAAAAAGCACAUCAAUAAGUAUCGUCUUAUCGUAAUCAUCUGCGCGUCACAAGAGAGAGAACGAGCGAUUAAUAAGAUUAUUUAAACAGAUUAUUUUAAUCUAUAGAUUGCAGUCUAAAAAUAUAAGUUAUUAUUUAAACAGGUACUCAAACAGUAAGUUUUUAUACCUGUUAAUUUAUUUUAAAUUUACAUUGUUGAUAUUUUAGAUAUAUAAAUUUUUCCUUAAUUUAAUUCUUCUUAUGGAUUUACAUUGAUUUAUAACAAUUUAUGAUAAGACGUUUUGUGAAAAAUACAACAUUCGGUUUAGUUAGUCUUAUCUUUAUAAAAUAUUCGUUAAGUUUGCACAUCGAAGGUCCUUCCUUCAUACAUUUUAUACAAUAAAAAAAGCAAUAUCGAGUAAUAAUUUAAAUAAUGAAAAGAGGUCAUUGAAAAUAUUUACAUUAUCGAAGGAGGGUAUAAGAGUACAUAGAUAUUCGAAAAUCGAAUAUAUUACUUAUUUAUGGCAAAUAUAGAAUACUAAUAUUAUAUCUGAGUACACAAAGACUCUAUAGGAAACACUUAUAUUAUCCAUGUUGUUUAAGUAUAAUAAUAAUUAUCUUCGCUUUGCCUAAUCCAAAGAAAAGAGAAAGAUGAAGAAAAGAAAGAGAAGUGAUAUUGCAAAGUAGAAAAAAAUUUCGUCCCCAAAGCUUGACCCUCUUUCGUGAUAAGCACGAUAUUAUACGCUGACAAUUAAACGAUAAAGAAAUGUUUGUAAGAAUCCUUAGAGAGUUAAGCGCGAAAGAAAAUGCCUAAAUUCAUUCGUUACACAUAAAAAAUAGAGAAACGUACAUAUACACAAGCAUACUAUUUCACCGAUUCGUCAGAUCAUUCCUUUGAUCAUAUCCAGCACAUCGUACCUCGAUCACGAAGACUUCCUUAGAAUCGCUAGUUUAGCCGCAAAAAUCGCGUCGCGAUACGAAGCGGCCGCAUAUCUUUCUUAAUUUUUUUCUUCGGUUUCCUCAAAUGAAAGCUGAUAGAUGCACACGGGUGCGGAGACAGCGACAGUAUGGACGAGAUUACGACUCAUCCGUGUUGCAGCCAUCUUUUUAUCCGCGAUGUUAAUAACGGGUUUGAAGGAUUGAAGGAGAGAGAGAGAGAGAGAGAGAGAGAGAGAGAGAGAGAGAGAGAGAGAGAGAGAGAGAGAGGAAGAGAGAGAGAGAGAGAGAGAAACCGAGAAGGAGGAUACGAGAGAGAGGAGAAUGUAAAUGAGAGUGUGUGUAUGAGAGAGGAAAAUAUGAUAAAAUGAAGAGAAAAGAUUGAAAAACAAACUCGAAGAAAGAGAAAGGGGUCCGUAGAUAGAUAGACAAUUUUCGAAGCAACGUUUUUUUCGGACAAUCGCAGAGAGGCUAGCCUAAAAUUAUUCGUUCGACUUGCUCUGAUGAUGUUCAUAGAAACUGAAUGAAUUUGCGAUUCGAUCGAUCGGCACCAGUCAUUGUAAUGUAGUCGAUCGGUCGGAACUACCUCGGUCCCUUCGAUUCUCGACUCGCCGUGUUGCAAGGUUGUAAAAUCGUAGGAAACAAAUCCUACCGGGACUAUUGCUUUUUUUUCUUUCUUCCCUUUUUGUUUUUUUUUCCUUCGGUUGAAUUAUGUUAUUCUAUGUAUGUAUUAACAUUAUUUUCAAGUUGCAUUGUUUAUCGCUAUCAUUACUACAUAUUGCUAUUAUUGUCAUUACUAUUAUUACUAUUAUUAUUUUGAUUUGUAUUAUCUCUGUUACUAUGAUUAUAACAUCCGUAAUCAUUGUUAAUUCAUCUUCGUCUGCACUUAAAAUAACCAUUUUUCCAUGACUUAUUUUUUUCUCUUUAAACUGAGAGAGAAGAAGAAGAAAAAAGAAGAAAAAAGAAAUAAGAUAUUCGUUCAUUUGAGAAGUUUCUGUCGGAAAAUGGAAAGCCAUCUCCAAGAAUUCGUCGGGCUCUGUAACAUAUUCGAUCUUCACUUAUCAAGGAACUGCAUUGUACAAAUCAUGAGAGAUGCACCCCAUGGUGAAGGAAAAUAAAUCUGUCUCUAAAUUAGCUUGUAUUUAAAUUAAUAAUAAAUCAACAGAGCCUUUCGACUUUGCGGGGAAAAGACAUACGUGAGGAUAUAUUAAAAAUAUAACCCCAAAACGAUAUGUAUAUACGUUUUAUAUAUAUAUAUAUAUAUAUAUAUAUAUAUAUACAUAUAUAUAUAUACAACUAGACUUUAUAUAUAUAAGUAUAUGCACAUCACUUAAAUAAAACACAUACAUAUUAUGCAUAUGUAAUAAUGUGUAAUUACACGUGCACGCGUUCAGAUGCGCACUUACGUGCAGUCAGCAACUGUUAAAUAUUCUUCCUGCGUAAUAAAAAAAAAGAGAUAAAAAACAAAAAACAGAAAGAGAUAGAGAGCAACGUAUUACAAGCUCCGACACUCUCUUCUAACCGUCGUACAGUAACGCUACUAAUUACAUCAUAUUUCGAUUGAAUUAUCGAUUUAUCGUUAGAAAUCAUUUUUAUCGGAUCGGUUUAUUAUCACAGUGCUGGCCGGUAAAACUCGUAACCAUCUACACGUAGACAUCUUGACAAAAAAUGUAUCUGUCGAAGAUUUUUUUGCUUAUUCCGUACAAAGAACUUCUUUUAAAAUAAUUCUUUCAAUAACAUCAUUUUCUUAUUCUAAACGAUCCAUGUUAACGUUAGCACUUUGAUCCUUUUCUACGAUGAAUGUAAACUAUUUACAACUGUAUGUAUGUGAUUGCAAAUUGACUGAAAUAUGUCCGAUGAUAAACGCGUGAUUUUAAUAAUCGAUUUGUAAAUUAAGUUAAAAAAAUCUAUAUUACUUUCUUUCGCGUGGUACCCUUUAUUUAAACAAUAAAAAAGACAACAGAGAAAGACAGUAAAAAUAUGCAUCCUUAACCGAUGCGUUACAAUUACGACGAAAAUGUUAUUCGCUAGUCCCUCAUGUAAACUAGAGGAAUACACGAUUCUAUCGAUAAUUGCGUAAGAUUUCGUCUCCUCGCUCUUCAGUGCUUUUUCAAGAUAAAUGUGUUCGUUGAAUAAUAAUCCGCACUGAAAUGUCGCUAUUUAUCGUAUCGUUAAAGAAAAAAACCAAAAAAGAAAAAAGGGUACCUUCGCUAGCCUCGAAUUUGGAUAUAAUUUUGCGUGAAAUUUAAAAACAGGUCUAAUUGAAUAUCGUAAAAAGUGCUUUGUAUUGUAAUUUCUUUUUAUAAAAAUUGUCUAAAUGGUAUGUAAAAUAAUUUUUAUACAAGUUUUGCGCCCUAUAUUCAACUCUUUGCAAAUCAAAUUCAUACGUUUGUAAACCAAAUUUAAUCUUUUGUAAAUCAAAUGCACCCUUUUAAAAAUCAAGUUUUUCUACAAAAUUCUUCCAGAUUAUCGUCUUUCAAUUUCUGAAAUAAAAAGUAAUGAAAGAAUAUUUAAAAAAAUGCACUUAAAACUAAAAUUUCAUAUCAAAAUUAUCUACUCAAGAAUCAACAAUUGAAUGAAAAUCUAUUAUACAUGAGUUUAUAUUUUGUUCCGAUCUCGACAUAUUUACAAUUGUAAGAAUUCUAAAGUAAAUUAAAUAUCGAUAUAGCUGAGACAUAUUUAGAGAUUUUGCGAUUAGUAAAAUGUAGAAUUGCUCCGAUUUUUGCUGCACGAGAAAAAGAUGUAAUGUUGUUUAUAAUGAGUUUAUAAUUAACUAUAAUUAAUUAUUUCCAGCACUGUAAAUACUGCAACGCCUUUAAACCAAAUUCAAUUGUCAUUUAACUGUCGCCGAUUAAUAUUGCAAGAAAUUUUCAAAGUUUAGCUGAAGUACUAUCAUCUAUAUACAAUAAAAUUUUGAAUUCUUUCCCGAUAAAUAUACGUUUGAUUUUAUUUUUAUUACAAAAGUUUAAGAAAACAAUUUUGUAGAAAAACUUGGUUUGCAAAAGGAAUGAAUUUUAUUUGCAAAAGGUUGAAUUUGAUUUGUAAAAGAGUGAAUGUGUUCUGAAAAAGAAUGAAUUUGAUUUGCAAAAAGUUAAAUUUGGAGUGCAGAACUUGUACAUAUGUAUAUGUGUGUAUAAUACAUAUACAUAUAUGUAUAUGUUCGAUACGCAAUAGUACGAGUUUUUCUCGAGUUUUGAAUUAGGUAUUAAGAUCAUACUACAAAACCUGGCUCUAAUAAAAUUACAGUGUAUGAGAGCAUUGUUAUGUUAACAAAGACUGUUCGCGCAACGUCACUUAACGAAUGAUUUCUCUCGGUUUUAACCGAGAUAAGAUAUAUAUUUGUUUCUCAUUCGUUUUCAAAUUAACAUAUCAGAGAGAAUCUAUGAGAUGUAAAAAUUGUUUAACAUUUUAGCAGUAUGUCGACGAUAAAACGUUUGACGAGUAGAUAGUUAUUGUUAACGAAGGCAUGUGAAACAUGAUUCUAUACGAUUUUUAUGUUAUAUUUUAUUGUUUCUAAAAACAACAGGGCGAUCACACUCUAAUCGAUAACGUGCACUAUCUCCUUAGAUAAGAAAGAUACGAAAUUUCUUUUUAGACAAUAGAUGGAAAAAAAAACAAAAAGAAAAGUGGGGAAAGUAAGGUAAGGAAAAGCACAGAAUGUAUCAUUUUUAAUCUAUUCCAUCAAAAUUAUAUUUUGUACAUAUAGGUUUAAUUAAGUUCUUCGACUGUGAAUGAAAAUUAUUUUUUUCUCCUAUCGCUAAUUUAUCUCGAUGUGUUUGAAAAAAGAAAACACUGCAUUAUUUUGUAACAAUUUAUGAUUGUCAUAUUAUAGAAAAGCGAAAUAAGAAAAAAGACUUAUUAGUUUUGUCGAUAUAAUGAUACUCUUCGAGAUUGUUAUUUUGUCUAAUUUAAGUUUAUAGAUAAUAGUGUUAUCAUAUUUCGUCGCAGAUGAGAUCAUUAGAUGUUCAUCAUGAGAUGAACAUAUUACUUAAUUUUGUAAAACCUUUGCGGUUAAAAUUUUCUUAACGUUAUAAGAAGAAAAAAGAAUAAUAGAAUAGAAGAAGUUCGGAAACAUGCCUGAUAAGUAAAAAAUAUCGUUAAUCAAUAAAAGCUCAAAUAUCUCGUUUCAAACAUGGCUUCGUAUCUAUAUUAUCUGUGGAAAUAUUGCACCAUAUACUUAUGCAUAUAAUAGAUAUCUGUUAAAGUUUAAUUAUUUGUGCUGUUACCAGAUUGAAGAGAGCGCGGACAAACAUGGCACAAACACAUUGACAUAUUACACAUGAGCAAAGCUUCAAGUUAUUCUGAUUCCGCAUAGCAAACGCGAAAAGUUAUUAUCGAUAAGCGCAAUGCAAAUGGUCAGACGUUAAAAAUAAAUAUGAUAAUAAGAUGUUUAUCUACUAGGCAGAGCUACGUAACGACAAAUGAAGAUUUUUUUGUAUAAUUUGCAAAAUCAAUGAAAAAGAGCAGUAUUAUAAUUAUACUUUGUAUAGACCUAUUCGAGGAAACAUAUUAAUGCGAUGGGUUUGGUAACGUUACGAGUUCUGUUAGAUUUUCGUUAGGUCUUUUGCCCUUUUUGAAAAAUGUAAUUUCAGAACACCAAUAUUAAUAUCAAAGUGGCCGAACAUUUUGUAUACAAACUACGCUAUGGAUUCCGGGACUCUUAAUCUCGUCAUUCACAUCGACAAUUAAGAGGGAAGAAGACGAGAGCUGCGUUUUUAGUGGAUCGACAAUAGAUGGUGAAAAGGUGGGAAACAAAUUUUUGAUAUUUUCUACGAUGGCUCGCGAGAUAAAGGUAAAAGAAAAACUAAGAAUAGAGAAGAUAAGAAAAGAAAAUUUAAGGCGAAAAUGUUCGAGGCAAAAGCGAAUGAAAACUCGGCGUUAUGACACAGCUUGCAAUGAGGAAACUUGCAAUAUAACAAGCAAUAAAUAAGCCACUUUUAAUUCCAUGUAUAUUAAACAAUUAUGUGGAUGCUUAACAAGAUUUAUUGAAUUAAACAAGCAAGCCAAGAAAUAAGAUGAAAUACCAAUUUUACAUAUUCUUACUAAUCGUAAACAAUUACAAUACGUAUAGUGACAUACUAAAUUAUACGAUUAUGUAUCGAUUUAAAGGAACAAAAAAAAAUGGUAAAUAAUUAUUAACGCCUGUAAGCGAGCAAGCGAGCAGACGGUAAUCUAAUCUACAUAAGUACGUAAAAGUUUCAAUUUUACACUACCGAUAAUAAUGAUAUAACGAUAAGGAUAUAUAAGAUAUAUGAUGAUUUAUAAUAAUUAUAAUGUUGUACAGAAUAUUUAUGAAAGGUUUGCUGCUGGCAAAAGAGUCGCGCGCUCCUGUGUUUUUUUGCGAUAAUGAAGAAAAGAGAAUCGUGCAUGCGUUCGUCGAUAAAAGAAUAUAAUCUUAUUGAUCUUUUCACGUGAAUCGACGUAUCCGAGAAAAUCGAGAAUGAAUAAUUGAAAUGCAUUACGUGGCUUAGGCGACGCGCGGCUCUCUAUCCAAAAGCGGCCAGACUAUAAUGAAUGUUUUGUAAGAUAAAAGGAGAACGAUCGCGGUAGAGAAUAUUGAGAACGUGCGUUCGGGAGAAAUGUAUAGUCGAUCCUUUCGUGAAAUUUCGAAUGAAUUCGACGACGCCUUUCUCGAACAAAGGAAGAUGCAGCUCUUUUUUUCCGCGAAAUACUAGAGCGCUGCGAUAGAAAACGCCAUUAAUGGCCCUGAGAUUAUAAUACGAAAACGAGUAUGUAGAGAUAAAAGGCAAAUAAACAAAAAAAAAGUAAGAUUUGCGCGCCGCGGUGUGGCGAGAGCGAGGGCCGAUAAUUUAAUUAAUUGUGUAUGUAUACAGAUAAAAAUAAAUAUAAUAUUGCGAUUAUAAAUAUUAAACUCUAAUAAAGAAUAACAAUAUUGUACCCCUCUGUACAUAUAAAUAUAUAUUAUAAUACGAUGAUUA